UUUAGUUGCUUGGCAUUUGUAGAUACAUUAGGACCUUCGAUAUUUUGUGACUGGAAGCACGUAGAAAACAAAGCGACACAACAUGCCACAAAUAAGUAGUUUGGAGGACAAGCGAAACCCAAAGAGUUUCAACGGAGGCGGUGGCGACAGCGGCGACGGAGAGGAGCCCUGGAUGGACAAGUUCACCUACUACGUCUGCCCGGUGUGCGUGCAAACUGCCGAGUCGCCGAGGGUGAGCUUCUGCGGCCACCACUUCUGCGCCAAGUGCAUUUCCAACUGGAUCAAGACGCAGGAAUACAGCGCCAACUGCCCCUACUGCCAGUCCCUGAUCGGCGAGAACACCCUCAUCACCAUACGCCAUAAGCACCAAGCGAACACAAUGGAGAGCUCCAGUUCGUGCAGAUCCCUUGACGAGCAGCGCCGCCAGAUGCGCAUGAGCAGCGACUACAUCAGCGAGCUGAUCAUUCUGCCGGAGGCCGGCAUGUUCACACGCGGCCAAAUUGGGUAUCCGGCGGACCCUAUGCCCAGGAUCAAGCCCCUGCCGCCCCAGAUGCUACAGCAAUGGUCGAGUAUUCCCAUUGAGCGCAAGUUCGUCUCACCCACGCUGCACCAGCGCUUCAUUACCCUCGCAAUCUUUCUCUUUAUGUUCGCCAUGUACCAGCACAUGGCACGUGUACCUGCCUAAGAUCGAUUUUGCUACCAAGUCGCCUGCUCGAGUCAGGUGCCUAAUUAUUCCCGUCUGUGAUGCCUCAGUGAGAUGUAGCACCCAACAAAUCUCCUUUUACCAACACAUUCCUUUUGUUUUUCAGUUCAGUUUGAAAUUCAGUUUUUAUUUCCUAUCUUAUUUAGCACCUGCCCCCUCACACGUAAAUAAACUUCUCUUCCGAGUGCA
Molecule: messenger RNA, 892 nt
Organism: Drosophila yakuba
Lineage: Eukaryota; Metazoa; Arthropoda; Insecta; Diptera; Drosophilidae
Product: E3 ubiquitin-protein ligase RMA1
Exons: 1
Coding region: 83-685 (200 amino acids)
Biological process (GO): ubiquitin-dependent protein catabolic process
Cellular component (GO): endoplasmic reticulum
Molecular function (GO): ubiquitin-like protein conjugating enzyme binding; ubiquitin protein ligase activity
Source: RefSeq, a predicted model, not a curated record